Messenger RNA from Hyposmocoma kahamanoa, 1191 nucleotides. RefSeq lists its product as uncharacterized. NCBI's taxonomy places the organism in Eukaryota, Metazoa, Arthropoda, Insecta, Lepidoptera, Cosmopterigidae. The record is from RefSeq and is a predicted model, not a curated record. The transcript has a single exon. Bases 1 to 1191 code for a protein of 396 amino acids.
AUGAAAAACUGCACUAUAAAAGCUGGAUUAACGAGCAUGUAUCCAUUAUCAAUAAUAGAAGAAAAAUCGUUGAAGAAUUAUGAUAUUUUGGAAAAUCCAACAGGAUCGGAUGUAGAAUUGAUUAAAACUAUAGCUGAGACGAUAAAUGCUGGAGUCAUCUUUUAUUAUAUGGAUAGAAGUGAAUAUAUCCCUUACCGGGAUAGAGAUUACAUAAAAUUAAUUAUCAAUGGUACCUUGGAUAUUUGUGCUGGAGGACUAUACAGAAAUUUUGAAAACAUCGUUGCGUAUUCAGGAGCCUAUGAACAACAGGGAGUCGUUUGGAUUUAUACAGUUGAAAGAAUGGGUCACACCUGGAGUAAUUUAAUCAAGACAAUGCAAGGACUUCAUAUAUUUUUUCUCUUUUAUAUAUGUUAUAGCAUCGUUUGGAAUAUUUUUCUCUACUUUAAUGGCCAAGCUUUAAAUUGGAGUAGCACAUUCUUGUACAGUUGGGGAGCAUUAUUCGGAUCUUCAUCAUUACAAGAUGCAAUAAAUUUCAAACAAAGAUUCUUAAACAUUGUUUACCUGAUUAUGUGCAUAUAUUUGUCGAUUUUUGUAGGUGUGCAGUUGUAUACCUUUCUUACAAUACUAGGACCUCCGGAAAUUCUUUAUACUGUAGAAGAUGUGCACCAAUCGGGCAGAACACCUUAUUUAAACCCUAUGGGGAAAUACUUUCUCCAGGAUAAAAAAUUCGUAACAUUUGCUAAUACGUCAAAAGACUGUGAUUCUUUCGAGCUUUGUAUUGAAGAAAUGUUACAAAACAAAGGUUUGACCAUUGUUACCGAUAGUAUAUUCGUUCCCAUUCAAUUAAAAACUAUAGUGAAUGACGAAGCAAGGCUUUUAAAAAUUACUGAAGAUGUUGUAAUUGUCAACCAUGAAAUGAUUAUAAGGAAAAACAGUCCCAUGGUUGCAAUAUUUCAAAAGAAAUUGAAUAGAUUAUUUGAAGCUGGGAUAUGCAAGAAAUUGUUUUUAGAUAACAUUGGGAUAUUAGCUGUAGCAAGAACGAAGAAAGCUAUUCAUAAUAUAAUGCAUAACAGUUACAGUUGUCGAAUGGGGUGCAGUAUAACAUUUAGCAAAUGUUCAGGUAUAUUUUAUCUAUGGAUGAUUAGUUGUUUUAUAUCUUGUUGCGUUUUUGUUAUCGAAAUUUUGAUGUGA